Ilex paraguariensis (yerba mate) is the source of this 642-nucleotide messenger RNA. NCBI's taxonomy places the organism in Eukaryota, Viridiplantae, Streptophyta, Magnoliopsida, Aquifoliales, Aquifoliaceae. The record is from the annotation of a GenBank genome assembly.
AUGGGGAAGCAAAUCAACGAUCCUUUGAAGGUCAUCGACGGGAAGAUAACGUCGUUGAAAUGGCUACGAAAUGUUGUUUUGAACACCAAAACGGAGUUUGCCAAUCCAACGGUAGAGAUCUCAUCUCUUCAGUCACCGUGUGCUCUGCUAUGGCGAGCGGUGAGACGUGCUCGGAAACUACCAUCUUCCAAAACGACAGCGUUUAGAAUGGCGGUGAAUUGUCGUCACCGGCUUGAACCAAAGCUCGAUUCGUACUAUUUCGGAAACGCAAUUCAGAGCAUUCCGACGUAUGCCUCAGCCAACGACCUGAACGAGAACGUGAAGGCCCACGAAAACGCUAGGGUGUGGCGAUGUGUAAAGGAUUGGGAGCGGGACCCAUGGUGUUUCCCGUUGGGAAAUUUUGACGGGGCAAUGAUCACAAUGGGAAGUUUGCUGAGAUUUCCGAUGUACGACAAUGAUUUCGGCUUGGGCAGAUCCAUAGCCGUUCAGAGUGGGAGGGCAAAUAAGUUUGACAGUAAGAUUUUGGCAUUUCUGGGGAGGGAAGGUGGUGGGACCGUUGAUUUGGAGGUGGUCUUGGCGCCCAAGACUAUGGCGGGUUUGGAGUUGGAUUCAGAGUUCAUGUAUUACGUGUCGGGUUAUUGA